UUCAAGAUGGCGGCCCCGUAGUGCAGUUUCAGAUCAACAACAGAGACAACGCAACAACAAAAAAACGGUUUAUUAACGGGUUGCUUGGGAUUUUUUCAACCAAAAUGUUAGCGUGUCAGUCAAGCUAACAUUUAUACGUUUAAACCAGUAGAGCCGCUUCAGCUCAGCGUUGAAGUGACUUCACCCCGCAACUGCAGCGAUGUCGUUCGUCGAGCCGACCGCAGAUACCACACCGUUCUUCUCCGAUGACGAUGGGGAGGGGACAGACAUUAAGAGGGAGGAGCCGUCAAAUCAGCCAGAGGCAGAGUGUGCGAGUGGGGUGUCCAGUAAGAGAGCGGUGAUGACCGUGGCAGUCCUCUGCUACAUCAACUUGCUGAACUAUAUGGACAGAUUCACUGUAGCAGGUGUGCUUCCUGAUAUUGAAAAGUUCUUCAACAUCAGUGAUGGCAAAUCUGGGCUGCUCCAGACUGUCUUUAUCUGCAGCUACAUGUUUCUUGCUCCUGUCUUUGGUUAUCUGGGUGACAGGUACAACAGGAAGUUGAUCAUGUGUGUGGGCAUCAGCUUCUGGUCUUUAGUGACUUUAGCCAGCUCCUACGUCGACAAAGAUCAUUUUUGGGCGUUGUUGGUGACGCGGGGGUUUGUGGGGGUCGGCGAGGCCAGUUACUCCACCAUCGCUCCCACCAUCAUCGCAGACCUCUUCAUCAAGGAGAGGAGAACCUGCAUGCUCUCUGUCUUCUAUUUUGCCAUCCCCGUGGGCAGUGGUCUGGGAUAUAUAGUAGGAUCAGCAGUGGAUAAAAGGGCGAAAGACUGGCACUGGGCUCUGAGGGUGACGCCUGCUCUGGGUCUUUUAGCGGUAUUUUUGCUGGUGUUUGUGGUGCAGGAACCAAAGCGUGGUGCUAUAGAGGCUCGGCCCGAGCACACCCUGCACAGGACCAGCUGGCUCACUGACAUGAAGGCUCUCAUCAGGAAUAAGAGUUUUGUUCUGUCGACGUUUGGUUUCACGGCAGUGGCCUUCGUCACCGGAUCGCUUGCUCUUUGGGCUCCUGCCUUCCUCUUCAGAGCAGCGGUCUUCACUGGAGAGAAGCAGCCAUGUGUCAAGGAGCCCUGUGACACCUCUGACAGUAUAUAUUUUGGCAUCAUCACGUGUGUGACGGGCGUGUUGGGUGUAGGGAUGGGUGGAGCAGUCAGUCAUCGUCUGAGGCAGAAAACACAACGUGCUGAUCCACUCGUAUGUGCUGCUGGCCUCCUCCUCGCUGCUCCCUUCCUCUAUCUAGCCAUCAUCUUUGCCCAGGGCAGCACCAUCGCUACCUACGUCUUCAUCUUUUUUGGUGAAAUGUUCCUCUCAAUGAACUGGGCCAUCGUGGCUGACAUCCUGCUGUACGUUGUCGUCCCCACACGGCGCUCCACAGCAGAGGCUUUCCAAAUCGUUCUCUCUCACCUGCUAGGAGAUGCAGGGAGUCCCUACCUCAUAGGAGUGGUCUCAGACUCACUGAAGCAGGCAGACUCUUACAUGUGGCAGUUCCGCUCAUUGCAGAUCUCUCUCCUGCUCUGUUCUUUUGUUGCCGUGGUGGGCGGAGCCUUCUUCCUUACAACAGCACUUUUUAUUGAAAAUGACCGGCACCGUGCCGAGAACUAUGUUCCCUCAGAUGACGCACCGAUUAUUGUCCCUAAGAGAGGAAGAUCCACCAAGGUGUCAGUGUCAAGUGUUUUAAUUUGAGUAAACGAGGACAUGGAGGAAGCGAGAGAAUGCUCACCUCACUGGGGGAAGCACGUGGAUGUCGCUGAGCUUAACACCACUGCUGGAGUAGUAUGGGAUGAAUAUAGUCACUGAUUGAACUUUCACCCCUUCAGGGAUUUUUAGGAUAAUUUAUUAUGUUACGUUUAUGUUAUUAACACUGUUAUUAUUUUUUGGGAACAUGACUAACCAUGGGAAAGUGUGACACUGCACUUCUGAAGGAUUUGUCCUCUCCAGCAUUUAGCAUUCGGAGAAGAGCUGUGUCUCUUACUGAGGAAAGCUGAAGACUUGUGGAAUUGUGGGAAAGGGGUUGGAAGAACAUACAUUCUAGGAAGAAAUUUUUCUGAGAGUUAAAAAGCACACAGUGUUUAAACCUCAAACCAAUAAAGGAGAUUAAACUGUUGUUGCUUUUUUUUUUUGUUUAGUUUUUUUGUUUUUUAAACCAACAUUUCUGGUUUGUUUAUUAAUUUAGCUGCUGUACAGACUAAAUAAACAUCAUUUUACUAUCCUUUCUGUAAUCGCACUACAUAAUCAUAAGGACAUGACUAUGCAUUGACAUGUAAUGUUAUGUUACCUGGAUGACCUUUUAUACAUGCUAUAAUAUAACACCUCAUAUACUAAUCCAGUUCUAGCUAAUUUUUUGUUGUUGUUAAGAUUAAAAUCCAGAUGUAUAUCAAACAUCUCCCCUUCAGCUUCUGCCCAAGCGUCUGAUUUUUAUGAUUUUGCACAUUAAAACUUGCCCUGAUUCUUAAUUUAAAUCCAAUACGGUCAACGAGAAAACAUCUUUGUGCCACUUAAACAAAGAAACUCAUUCCUUUUUUUCUUUUUUUUUUCUCAAAUUUAUUAUUAUUAUUAUUAUUAUUAUUAUUUUUAAAGAAGUCUAUGGUGUGUUUAUGAAAAGUUUUCUUGAUGGUUUUUUUUUUUUUUGUAGAAGCUGUAAUUUGGGAAUGGAGGAGUUUUGCAAAGCAUGGUUCUUUUUUUUAAUCAUUAAAUUAAGCUUCAGCACA
Messenger RNA from Ictalurus furcatus (blue catfish), 2742 nucleotides. RefSeq names its product SPNS lysolipid transporter 1, lysophospholipid (gene spns1). Gene Ontology annotation, molecular function: transmembrane transporter activity. Gene Ontology annotation, cellular component: membrane. The transcript is spliced from 13 exons. The record is from RefSeq and is a predicted model, not a curated record. Lineage: Eukaryota; Metazoa; Chordata; Actinopteri; Siluriformes; Ictaluridae. The coding region runs from base 200 to 1717 and encodes 505 amino acids. Gene Ontology annotation, biological process: transmembrane transport.